Liolophura sinensis is the source of this 6696-nucleotide messenger RNA. RefSeq names its product CAAX prenyl protease 2-like. The record is from RefSeq and is a predicted model, not a curated record. Gene Ontology annotation, biological process: CAAX-box protein processing. Bases 9 to 872 code for a protein of 287 amino acids. The transcript is spliced from 9 exons. Gene Ontology annotation, cellular component: endoplasmic reticulum membrane. Gene Ontology annotation, molecular function: metalloendopeptidase activity. NCBI's taxonomy places the organism in Eukaryota, Metazoa, Mollusca, Polyplacophora, Chitonida, Chitonidae.
UGUUGAAAAUGGCGCUUGUGUUUAUCCUUGCAGCCUGGCAGGCGGUCUUGCUUUGCCUUUUGUUUGCAGUGAUAUAUGUUGGGAGCUUAUAUGUUUGGGCUGACAGUGUCUCUAAAAACAGGGAUCACCCAGAUACUAUCAAGAGACGGUUUGUCAGCGUUGGGCUGGUGUCAGUCCUUGUUCCACCUUUACUUUGGUUCUUCGGGUCAACGUCAGAAAGCCCUGAUGCACAUGGGCUUUUCGAAUGGAUUGGAAUCCGGUUUUAUGGGUUGAUCCCCUCCCUAAUACUACCUCUUAUUCUCACUAUGAUUUUAUUCUUCGGCCCCCUGACUUUACAUUACAUGGAUGGUGUUUUCAGGCUGUACCUGGAGCCAAAGUAUUGGUCAAACAACAUCAAAAACAUCAUCUGGCUGAGAAACCACAUUGUGGCCCCUUUCUCUGAAGAAUUCAUAUUCCGUGCCUGUAUGUUGCCUCUUCUGGUACCCACUAUAGGGGCAGGCUGGUCUGUCUUCUUGUGCCCAUUCUUCUUUGGCGUUGCUCAUUUUCACCAUAUGAUUGAGAAAAUUAUUCAUGGACAAGUUGAAGUGAAGGAAGCUUUUAAGCAGGCCUGUUUCCAAUUAUUUUACACUACAAUAUUUGGUGCUUACUCAGCUUUUCUUUUCUUAAGAACAGGGCACCUGUUGGCUCCUGUCAUAGCUCAUGCCUUCUGUAAUCACAUGGGCUUCCCAGCCUUCGGAGAGGUGAUGGCAUAUCAACAGCCCACUCGCACCAAACUAAUGGCCUGCUUUCUGAUCGGGGCCAUCACUUGGAUGGUUUUGUUGUACCCGCUGACGUCAAGUUUUCUCUACUCCAACACGAUCUAUGAGCUGUAACAUGCUCCAGGGAUCUAUAUAGCAGAGGGACAACCUGAAAUGUGUAUCAUUUUUCAUUUUUUGUAUGCGCGUCUAUUGAAAUCAGUUAAAAUGUCAGGAAAACGUGUACAUAAUUGUUUUAUGUGUAGCCCAUGUCAAGCACGUUUGGAUGUCUCAGUUUCUUGACAAUCAGUUUACUAAAUCUAGAUCAUGCCACGAUAACCGAAGCCACAGAAAAAACAUGGGUGGCGGAAUUUUAUUCGCAAUUCUGAGUUAUCGUACAGAUGAUAAGAUUUAUAUUAUGAAUGUAUAUAAAUCACUCUCAUUGCUCACUACAUACUGAACUCCGCAAAUACUUAUCUCAGCAUGUCCGUAUUACACAAGCUACACAACUAUUAGCUAUUUAUUUGACAUUUAAUCAUCUUUCUUAAUAUCCUAAUUCCUCAACCGUUUCACAUGUGAAAGAACAGUUUUCAGUGCUGUUCAUGCAGGUUUUCAAUUUGAUUUUUGAGACAGAACUACAUUGGUUUGGAUUGGCCAGUUGCAAGACUUCCCAAAAAGUGUAAUUUUAUGAGCCUGCGCAGAAUAAUGCCCUCAGAGAUUGCUUGAAUAAACACAUUGCAAACAUGCGAAAAGGUUGAAGAAUGACAGUAGCUUUAAUCACAGGUAAUUGAUCACUGCUAGCAUUUGUGUCUAUUCACCUGUAAUGGAAUCUUACACACAGGUUAUACUUGGAGCAGCGAUGUAAAGCUAUCGGCAGUUUUUGAAUUUGAGAUUUUUUAAUAAUUGUUGUCACGUCAUCCGUUGUAUAUGGCUGUUAUUCUCAAGCAGUGGGUAUAAUAUACAGGUAUGUACCUGUGUCAGUGAAUUGUGAAAAGAUUAUUAUUGAAAGGUGUUACUGAAAAGGAUCCUACAACGGAAUACCAACAUACGCUUCGCCAAGAUCAGAUAAAAGUAAUGUCAUUGUAUCGGUAUACAUGAUAUGGUUAUGUAAGUAUGUAUCAUUUGUGAUUAGACUUAGAAUCUAUAAGCAUGUACAGUGUAUAUAGCAUAUAUAUAUAAGCCCACAAUUAUUCUUAAGAGCUUUAUAAUAUAAGGCACUACAAUGGAGCAAAAUCUUUUGACGUGUUUGGAAGAAAAUUGUGCUAUUUUUGGACCUCAGGGUUUUAAUAUGUCCUUUACUUAAAAGUUUGUUUUAUGAAAUUGACCAGUCUGCAGUAAGUUAUCAUGUACAAAUUAUCUGUAUUACUAUAUAUUACUAUAUAAUAUUGAAACGUGUGUUUGCUACUUUACAGUAGCUGUCUUAUUGUAAUUAUUGAGGCAACCUUUCAUUAAUUCUAGAUUGGAAAGGUACAUCCACAUCGUUAUUAUCCACAUUUCUACAAGAAAUGGUAGAAAACCCAUGCACUUGGGAUCAUUGUGAAUAGAUAGAAAGGUUUAAUGUCAUGCCCAUUACUUAACAUUUGGUGAGACAGAUAUACAUGUAUAACAUAUGGACCGAUAAAUAUUAUUGAUCUUUUAUAUGGCAUUCCUGACAUCUGGUUAAGCCUCUAAGGUAGAGUCUGAAUCUCUCACAUUUACAGCAGAAAUUUACAGCAAAAUAUUUUACAUAGUUUGUAUAGUAAACAUAUUAUGCCUUUAUAUAUUCCCUGCUCUUGCAAGUAUACGUAUUUAGAAAUGAUAGGAACAGUCCAUUAGGUCUUGUAUAUUGCCACUGCACACACUAAAACAUAUUAUGUACUAUAUAGCAGCUAGUAUUAGAUACUUUUGUAUGUUAGAGACAUUUUCUUAAGCAAGUGCCAACGAUGGUCUAGUCAUUAAUAUAAUGCUCAGGAAGAUCUCACAAAACUUCAUUUGUCUCAGCGCAUUGUUUAAUAUCUGUCUAUACAGUUUCGACCUAAAUGGCCCCCUGGCAAAAGAAAGAUCUUUGUGUUUUGCAGUUAGGAUCAUGUUUUAGCUCUGUCCUCUCAGUUGUCACAUACUGGUGACAGUUAGCUGCCAUGGCAGAGAUUAGCAGCAGUAAAAGUGAAUUUGACCCUGACAGUGAAGCUUAGAGACUUUGCAGAUGUUUUAGCUGUGCCCAUAGUUCUCACCUGUUACUGAGGUUACCUGCCAUGACUAGAGAUGAGCAGCAAUAAAUGUGAGAUGGCUCCUAACAGUAAUGUUCAGAAGCCUUGUAUUUAGGAUCAUGUUUUAAUUCACCUGCUGGUGGCAGUUACUAGCAGCAAAAAAUGUUAACUUGACUCUAUCAGUAAAGUUCAGAAGCUGUUAAAAUCAUGUUUUAGUUCUCUGCACAGUUCUCACAUACCUGUGACAGUUACACUUGUGAAGACAGAGAUGAGCAGCAGUAAAUGUUAUCCUGAUCCUAACAGAAAAGUUGAGAAACUUUGUGGUAAGGAUCAUGUUUUAGUUCUCUGCACAGUUCUCACAUACCUGUGGCAGUUACACCUGUGAAGACAGAUGAGCAGCAGUAAAUGUUAUCCUGAUCCUAACAGUGAAGUUGAGAAACUUUGUGGUAAGGAUCAUGUUUUAGUUCUCUGCACAGUUCUCACAUACCUGUGGCAGUUACACCUGUGAAGACAGAGAUGAGCAGCAAUAAAUGUUAUCCUGAUCCUAACAGUGAAGUUGAGAAACUUUGUGCUAAGGAUCAUGUUUUAGCUCUCCACAGUUCUAGCUCUCUCCACAGAUUUUGCUCUCUCCGCAGUUCUAGCUCUCUCCGCAGUUCUAGCUCUCUCCACAGUUCUAGCUCUCUCCGCAGUUUUAGUUCUCUCCACAGUUCUCACCUGCUGGUGGCAGUUACAUGCAGCGAUGAAUGCUGACCUAAUCUGAACAGUAAAGUUUCAGAAGUUUGUAAUUUGAUAAGGUCUACUUCUUUUGCAAAUAAAAGAAAGGCUAAUCCUACUUGGUUUCCAGAGAUAUUUGUUAAGAGGGUUUGUACACGUUCACUUGUCUUGCUAUUUUUUCCACGUAUCUGUAUUGCUAUUUUUUUUUUCCCUUUAAGUCUUCCAAGCAGAUGUAACUUACAAUAGAAGCAAGAAAAGAUCUUGUACAUCAGCCAUUAUAUUAGACACCUAACUUCUAUAGAAUAAUACUCCAGCUUUAUAUCAUACCAUAUGCUGUGAUGAUGUCCUGAUCCAGCCAGUCUGAAGUAUUGCAAACAUGUAAGUUGCAAUCAGGGCACAUGGACGUCUAAACCAGAAUAACAGCCUGUUAGGGACUGCACACACAUAACAGUUGUACAUGGCAAAGGCCUACACUCCACUGGCAUAUCAGAGGGAGAAUUGGUUUCAUAUUGAUGGGUAUUCAGCUGAAAACUAGGUGGCUACAUUGUUGGAGUGGAUGUAGGCUAGGAAUUAAAGGUUGGUGCAUUCACAAGACAUAGUUUUUUUUAUGUUAAUUAUUUUAUGUAUAUAUAUGUGAAAUAUGCAUCACAUAUAGAGGUUUAUGUAUGUGACAAUUAUUAAUAGUAUAAAAGUGAACAGUUUACAUACAUGUAUGUUUUGAGCCUUUGUUGGUUUAAGUUGUUUAACUCAGCCUAUUAGAUCGUUUCUCGACUGACUGACCACUGCAGAGUUUCGCGUUUUUUCUGAAGCAUUAGCCGUGGAAUUUCUUUCACAGAUAGAUUUUAUAUAAUACUAGUAAUAGUGCUGUGUGAAACAGUCCAGAUGUGUUUGGGUAGAAUAAUAAGUAUCAUUGUUAGUCUGGCUUUGAUGGAAAAUUUAGAAUAUAUAUCAUCAUUAUUAAUGCUAAUGUUUAAUGGUCUAUGUCCAUUUAUAAAAUAUGUAGUGGAUUAAAAAAUACAACAAGGGAUUCUGUGGCUGGUAUACAAGUACAUGUACAAGGUGUUAUUAAUAUCAAAGAUUUCUAUAUUUCCUAUUGAGGCCUCUACGACCUGCCAGCCAACACCACAGUGAAAACAGUUGAUUAUCGUUAUAAUUUUAUUAAUUGACUGUGUAUGUUAUGGUCUAAGUAUUGCCUAUCCCUCAUUGGUGAUGUCAUAUUACCAACAAUGCAUCUCCACUGUGGAGCACUAUGACUUGGGCCAAUACAACUUUCAACUUGGCCAAUACGACUUUCAACUUGGCCAAUACAACUUUCAACUUGGCCAAUACAGCAUUGAUCUGGAGGUCUCUAUAUUGCCUGGUCAUAUGGACUGUGUUUGGGAAAUAACACACAGAAUCAGUAAAGUAAUUAAAGAAGUCUUGGUCACAAGAUGGCUUACUGUAAUGAUAAUUUCGAACCACUAUUCUUUACACAAGCAAAGCCCAGAUAAAUGGCCAUUAGAGAAGAAAAAUAUCAGUACUUGAAAGAAAAGGAUGUACGAGUUUUUAAAAUACCAUGCAAAAUGUAUUAUACAGUAUUGGAUUUUAUUGCAGUGACUUAGAAUAAUGCUGUGUAAGGAAUUUAAUAACUCAGAGCUGAACACUUUACUGGAUAUGGCCUUGUCUGGACUCUAAAAUUUAGGGUUUUCUUGUUCCUAUAUUUGACCUAAAAAUUUGCCCCUGAGUAGUAUGUUUUUAGAGUCAAAUAAAUGUCAUAAAAAUUGCUUUUAGAGGUAAAACUUUUUCCAAUAGGAUUUUGCCCUACCUUCAACACAAACCUCAAAACACUUUCACAGAUGAAUACAACUCUUAGAAUGAGACUUGAAGGAUACUUGACUUAGUCAUGGACUAACCUUUAGGCCAGAUACAAUAUUCAUGAUCUUUUAGUGGACAUGACAUACACAGUUGUGUGUAUAAUUCCUUUAUUUACUGAUAACAAUUAUUGUUUCUCAUGAAUACAGCAAUGUUAUGUUUUAAGCUUAACAGGGAGGCCAGUUAACACAAACAAUUACUUUACAUAAUUUUGUACAUAUGUAUCUUGUUUCAUGUCCAAAAGUUCAUUGUGUGAAUGAACAUGUUAAUACUUUGCGAGUUACAAAUGCGGCAGUCUGGAGUUAACCUGGGAUGUUACAGUGGCCAUACUACGCCACAGGUUAAAGAGAGUAUUUAGGAAAAUUUCUAUAUUAUGACUUGUAUAUAAAUUGUUGUAGUGAAGUAGCAUUUAUAAUCAUUUCUCAGCCUGUUACUGCCUUAUGCAUGGUGAUAGUGUGAUGCCAGUUGGACUCUUACAGAUUCAGCCAAAGGGGGAAAUGUUUUCCGCACUGUCACGUAAGAACACGCAUAUGAUUAAUUAUAAUCCUGAUGUCCGACACAUUUGUAACAACGUUGAAUCUUGUGACGUCAUGACAUCAAAAUUCCUUUUGCCAAGAAUGGAGUGCAUCCAUUUUGUACCAAUAUGUGAAGCAACUUCUCUAAAGCAAGUUCUCUACAUCCGUGUCUGGCAAAGUUCAUUAAUUUUCAUCUAUACAUAAACUAUCAAAGUGUAUAAAUGCUAUUAGAGGAAAUUUGCAGAGUUUAAUUAGAAUAGCUUAAGUCAAACAUUUGUGACAACUCUGGUAUAGUCUCUUUAAACAGGACAGCUUUAAGUUUGGGUACAAAUUACAGCUAGGACUUGAAUUUACAAAUAGUCUAUGAAUUUAGGACAUAACUCUAUGGCCUAAAUAUAUUUCAGUCAGGUUAAACUUUGUAGAUGCUGUCAUUCUGGAUAUAUCAGACAGUCUAUACUAAGCUGUUAGUAUUGUUAUGCUUAACUUUUUUGUCUACAUUAAAAGAUCUGUUGUAAAGGAUUUUUUCACUGUAUUCCACCUGUAUAUUACAACACUCCGAACUGGUACGGUGCAGUACUUUUAAAUCUAUUAUAAAUACACGUACAUGUAUUUUAUUCUUGGGUCUUGGGUGUUGUAUCAAGGAAUUUUCAACUGUAUUAUACUUUAAUAAUAAAGUAAACAAAAUGAUCUAUCUUA